Molecule: messenger RNA, 948 nt
Organism: Lolium rigidum
Lineage: Eukaryota; Viridiplantae; Streptophyta; Magnoliopsida; Poales; Poaceae
Product: F-box protein SKIP24-like
Exons: 5
Coding region: 74-784 (236 amino acids)
Molecular function (GO): myosin binding
Source: RefSeq, a predicted model, not a curated record
CGUCCGCCGAGCGCAGCCGAGGUAUAGGCGUACAGGAGAGAGCAGCCUCGUUGCCGUCCGCUGUCAGCUAAACAUGGCGGCGUCCGAUCUCCCCGACGAGCUGUGGGCGCGCAUCCUGGAGCUCGGCGCCGCCUCCGCCGCGCUGGGGUUCCGCGACCUCUGCUGCCUCGCCAUCGCCUCCCGCCGCCUUCGCCGCCUCUCCCUCCACCCCUCCCUCUGGUCGACCCUCCUCUCCCGCGACUUCCCCUCCCAAUCCCAGCCUUCCUCCUCUUCUCAGCAGCAGCAGCUCGACCCCAAAUCCCUCUACAAAACCAAGUUCGAGAGGCACAAGCUGCGGAUGGCCGAGGCGAGGCGGCGGGCUGUGUACGAGGCGGAGGGGCGGCUGCUGGCGUGCCGGAAGCGGCUGACGGAGCUGGAGGGGAGUAUCCGCGCGGAGGGGGAUAGGAUGAAGGCCGCCGCGCAGGAGCUGGACAACCUCGAGAGGGUCAGGAGAGCUUCUGUGGCAUUGAACGUAUGGCAACCACAAGUAGUCCGUGGGCGACAGAAACAGUUGGUUCAACAAUGCACUGUUCCUGUUGAUUCUCGUCUUAGCGAUCUAUGCAUGGAGCUGAAAGUUUGUAAGCAACAAAUAGCAACUUACAAGAACGUUUACAACAAGGAGAAGCUGAAGUUGAAUGAGUGUGAGGAAGCACUGAGACGAGCAAAAUAUCAUCCACUGCAGAAUAGUAGUCAUACAAGCUCAGCUGUCCAUGAACCUCAAGCGAAGAGGAAGAGGCUGAAAUAAAGGUGUCUCGUGGCUGUUGGAGACGAAUCAAAGCCAGACGGUUCUGUUUCCCAUCCUUCCUGCAGUGGAGGAGGUUGCCCAAGAACCCAGAGCCCUACUGCAAUGCAGCAAGUGCUACGAUAUGCAUCUCAGUGGAAAUAUGCUGAUGCACACUGCAGAUUCUC